UUAAAAAAAAAAACAAAGCAAGCGUAUUGAUUAGUGCGCUAAAUGCGGGGAAAUACAUACACUUGUGACAAACAGGUAAUCAGCAGCAGACGAAAAUUCAAAAGUCAAACCCGAAACUCGAAUUUCUAUACAGAAGCACGGAGGGUCACUGUCAAUUUCCAGUUUAAUCAAAGUGGCGUACUAAAUUCAAAAUAAAUACACGUGUGUAAUCUCACUACACAUACACACGCACACACUUAAUAUCGCAUUACUGGACAACAUUUCAAGCGGACAAUUGCUCACCAAAGUUUAAUGCUUCUGAUUUAGGCAAAAAAAAAGUUGACGCUGACAACCCGGAGAUGCAUUGCUCUCGCGACGCGUCUCGUCUCGUCUCAUUUAGUUGAUGUUCAGUGGCGCUUAAGUGAAGACGUGCGAAAAGAUAGCUGACUUAAAUCAAUACGCUUCAAGCAGCAGACUAUUUUCAGUGAAACUAAGUGUAAAUAUUAACAGCGCGCACGAUGAGCUGGCGCUUAGGCUGCUUCGUGUUGACCGCUCUAGCUGUGUGGCAAGCGCAUGCAAAGCCAUUGAUAGAAGAUGCCACCUUUUCAGAUGUUGACCUUGUCGCCGAAGACUCGCAUGCCGAUGCCGUCUACGUAGCAGCGCCGGCCCGCAGCAAACGCACACCACAACAUUUCGGUGGUAAUUGUGGCUUUAACGGUUGUGGUGGUCGAAACAUCUUCGGCUCAAAUAACAGUCCCGCAUUUAACAGUUACGCUUAUGUGCCUUAUAAUAAUGCCGUGCAGCCACCGGCAACGGUGGUUAAUCAUGUACAUCAACGUGACGGUCCACCGCCACCGAUUGUUCAGCCACAACAACAAUAUCACCCCACACAGACCACUGCUGUUGUAGUAUCUCAUCAACAUCAAGCAUCCACCGGCACUGUUGUGCGUCAUGAACAUCAACGUAACGGUCCACCGCCUCCAUCAACCCCCAUAUCAGGUUUUCAUAACCAUCCACCACCAGGGUUCCACGGAGGCAAUCCGUUUGGUCCACCUUAUGGAGCGCCACCUGGCUUUAAUAGACACCCUCCACAUUAUGGACCUCCAGGUCACGGACCACCCGGUCAUGGACCACCUGGACAUGGACCUCCAGGCCAUUAUAGACCUCCACCUCCAGACCGUUUUGGCCCUCCAGGUCAUUAUGGUCCUCCAGGUGAUUUUGGCCCACCCGAUCGUGAUUAUGAAGGACCACCAGAUUUUGACAAUAGUCCCACACCUCCAGUUCCGUCUGUUGAACCAUGGCCUUCACAAGAAACUUCGCCAGCAAUUCCUCAACCAGAGGAAACACCACCGCCUUCAGCACCUACUCAGCCGGUGAUCGCUCCAGUUCCAAGCACUACACCGGCGCCGGUUUUGGUGACAGUGGCCCCAACCACUUCGACUACAACAACCACAACGACUGCCGAACCAUUUUACGACAUUGAUGUGAGAUUUGGCAAUUAAGUAAAAUUAAAUAAAAUU
This is a messenger RNA of Bactrocera dorsalis (oriental fruit fly), 1499 nucleotides long. Its product is annotated as protein tfg-1. The record is from RefSeq and is a predicted model, not a curated record. Lineage: Eukaryota; Metazoa; Arthropoda; Insecta; Diptera; Tephritidae. Bases 498 to 1481 code for a protein of 327 amino acids. The transcript has 7 exons.